AUGCCUCUGGCGGUUGGUCGGGAGACAUCCAGAGAUGUUUGGCUCGCAAUCAACGAAUCGCUAGCAUCUUCCACGAGGGCUCGGUGCCUCAAUUUGUUGGGGCAAUUCCAGACACUCCGGCAAGGCAGUAUGACGGCCUCGGAGUAUCUCGGCAAAGCCAAAUUGCUGGUCGAAGCUCUCUCCCUCGCCGGUCACCAUCUCACCCUCGAUGAACAGGUUCUCUACGUGCUGCGUGGACUCCGGCCGGAGUUUCGGGCGUUAGCCAGUGCACCCACCGUGACUGGAAAGUCGGUGACCCUAUCCCAGCUCGGUGAUCUUUUGCAGGCGCAGGACUUCAUUCAAGGCGAUGAUCUCUCUGCAAUGGAUGCUGGAAAUACCUCCUCUCCGGUGGCCCUGUAUGCUGGUCGCGAUGGUCAGACCAGUGGGCACGGCGGACGGCAGUCCGAAAAUCAGCGCGGCCGAGGGCGUGGAGGUGGACGGCAGAAUGGCGGAGGUCGUGGCCGUGGCAAUCCUCGGUGUCAGAUUUGCCGGAGUCACGGUCAUACGGCCGUCUACUGCUACAAAAGCUACAUGGAACCUGCACCGCAUGCCAAUGUCGCUGUCGCAGGAGGCUCGCCGGUGGACACCACUCAACCGGACGCCUGGUUCCCUGACACUGGAGCGUCCACCAAUGCGUCGUCGGAUGAGCAGCAAGUUGGGCAGUCCGAGCUCUACACCGGCGGAGAUGUGCUGAAAGUGGGCAAUGGCGCAGGAUUGCACUACACGGGAAACGCUUCUUAA
Ipomoea nil (Japanese morning glory) is the source of this 780-nucleotide messenger RNA. RefSeq lists its product as uncharacterized. Bases 1 to 780 code for a protein of 259 amino acids. The transcript has 2 exons. The record is from RefSeq and is a predicted model, not a curated record. NCBI's taxonomy places the organism in Eukaryota, Viridiplantae, Streptophyta, Magnoliopsida, Solanales, Convolvulaceae.